Microthlaspi erraticum is the source of this 486-nucleotide messenger RNA. The record is from the annotation of a GenBank genome assembly. Lineage: Eukaryota; Viridiplantae; Streptophyta; Magnoliopsida; Brassicales; Brassicaceae.
AUGAGAGAGCUUGAGCGCUUCAAGACUAGCAUGAACCAUCCCUGGCCGCCGAUUGGAGCUCCGAUGAAUCUCCGGCGAGAAGAGCCGUGGAAAUCUCGAUUCGACGACUCAGUUAACGCUGUCUCCUUUGGGUUCGUAGCUACAGCCAUUCUCAUCUCAAUGUUCCUCGUCAUGGCUAUCUUCGAGAAACUGAUUCGAACAACCACCUCAACUACUAACCCAGAUUCCUCUUCCGGUCGGGUCCUUCCGGGUAUGGAUUCUCGGGUCGGGUUGCAUGGCGCUGCAGCUAAGCUCGGUUAUCAAUCUCCCAAGAUGACAGUUUACGCAAACGGUGUAUCGGUGUUGAUGCCAGGAGACGAUAUCCCUACUUUCAUAGCUCAUCCAGCGCCUGUGCCUCGUCCUCCUCCUCAGCAAAUCUCACAGUCUCAGCAUCAACAUAGCCCAUCAAGAGAUUCCUCCAGCUCCAACUCCAUUCAAGAAUGUUGA